Molecule: messenger RNA, 384 nt
Organism: Histoplasma capsulatum G186AR
Lineage: Eukaryota; Fungi; Ascomycota; Eurotiomycetes; Onygenales; Ajellomycetaceae
Exons: 3
Coding region: 1-384 (127 amino acids)
Source: RefSeq, a predicted model, not a curated record
AUGGCUAUGUAUAUACAUAUUCAGUUCAACGGAGGAGCAAGCAGUAACACAAACAUGAAAAGAAGGCCGCAAAAGGGGGAAGAGCAAUGUCCCCAAGUCCAUAUACAAAACAACCGACAUGAUAUGCUUAUUAUGGUAGCCACCACAAGUUCGAGAAAACAAGGCCGCCAACACUUUGUCAGAAAAAUGACAAGAGACAAAAUAGUAGUAAUGAAAAUUAAGCAAAAUACGCCAGUUAAAAUGCAUGCAGAUACCCACCAAACAACGUACAAAACCUCGGCUAAGGCCAACAAAAGUGAUCAGCUUGGGAAGAAUAGAAAGUUCGACAGUGAACACGUCAACACAACGAUGGGUUUGGGACACGCCAUCACACGUUGUUUUUGA